CUUCUUCUUUCUUUAUUAUCAAGUGAACCUCUCUCUUUUACCAUCUUUGGCAGCCACCAAAGGAUGACCACAUCUGUCUUCUUAGAUACCUUACGUCAACAUGACCUGGAACAAUUUUACCCAACAUUUUCAACUCAUGGUAUUAACCAUUUACAAAGUUUAGCUCAGUUAUCUGUACAAGAUUAUGCUCAACUUGGUAUUACGGAUAUUGCUGAUCGGAGAAAGAUAUUUGGUUUGAUACAACUAUUACGAAAAGACCCAAAUCCGAGACUCAAUACUGCUAGUAUGGUCACUUCAGCUUCAACAAUGACAACUGGACUACGUCGACCUCAGUCUUACAAUACAACGUCCAGACCAACUAUUGUUACAAACAACCAUGGAAACAAUACUAUGGAUAGUUCAACAGUGACAUCUCCUUUAUCACCUUUGUAUAGCAAUAACAACAGCAACAAUACCAGUCGACUUCCUCAACCCAACAGUACUUCUCCUUUGGAUACCAACAGUGGCAAUAAUAUUGCCUCUUCACGAAUCUCACGUCAUAGAAGACCAAGUGUUAUCAACAACAAUCCUACACCCAACAAAAGUACUCUUCCUUUACCUAGUAACACAAAUCUCAAUAGCAACAUAUCCCCUAGACCUAUUCGUCAACGAACCAUGUCUGAUGCCAGUCGAUUGGAUAUGUCUUGUUUACCUUCGCGACCAACUGGUAUAGCUACUCGGGAUCAUCGUCAACGUGCUGAUUUACGACGUUCGCUUUAUUUGGAUCAGGAUGAUUCUGUCAAAUCUAUCUUGUCAGGACUCAACAACAGUAGUGAUGACGAUGAUGAUGAUGAAGAGGACAAUGCAAGACGAUACCGUACAUCUGCUCCUUUACUCAAUGCUUAUGGUAUGCCAACAAUGAAAUCUAGAGCGAGUAUGGGUGCUCUCAAAUAUUCUUCUACCAGUAGUCCUUCCACUCCGACAAAUACAACAAUGAAUUCAUCAUCAUCAGCAGCAGCAGCAUCAUCAACUUCAGCAAAUGCUUCAUUCUUAGCUCUUCCAGCAAGCGACCUAUAUCAGAAAAUUCGUGUUUGUGUACGUAAACGACCUUUGAAUCGCAAAGAAUUGGAAAAGGGUGAAAAGGAUAUCUCACCUUGUAUUGGAACACGAAGUCUUCAUAUUAAUGAACCAAAAUUACGUUUGGAUAUGUCUCGGUACAUUGAACAACAUUCAUUCACUUUUGAUGAUGUUUUUGAUUUAGAUACUUCCAACUCCAAAGUUUAUGAAAGAACAGCCUUGCCCUUGGUGAAAUAUAUAUUUGAAGGUGGAAAAGCUACUUGUUUUGCAUAUGGACAAACUGGGUCUGGGAAAACAUUUACAAUGUUGGAUCCAAAGCAUGGACUUUAUAUUAUGGCUGCGAAGGAUAUCUUUUCAAUACUACGAAAACCAGAAAACCAACAUUUGUCUGCAUGGAUUGGACUCUACGAAAUUUAUCAGGGUCAACUUUAUGAUUUGUUGAAUAAUCGUAAAAAGUUGUUUGCUCGUGAAGAUGGGAAACAAAACGUGAUCAUUUCUGGUCUAAAGGAAUACCCAAUUGACAAUGUGGACAAGUUGAUUCAAGUGUUUGAUUAUGGAAAUCAAGUUCGUAGUACUGGAUCCACUGGUGCAAACGAUAGUUCAUCUCGAUCUCAUGCUGUUUUACAGGUCCUUUUAAAACCAAAGAAAAACAAGAAGAAAAUCCAUGGAAAACUUAGUUUUAUUGAUUUAGCUGGUUCUGAACGUGGUGCUGAUCGUGGUGAGGCAGAUACAAAAACAAGAAUGGAAGGUGCUGAAAUCAACAAAAGUUUACUGGCUCUCAAAGAAUGUAUUCGUGCAUUGGAUCAAGAUAAACGUCAUACUCCAUUCCGACAAAGCAAACUCACUCAGGUACUUAAGGACUCGUUUGUUGGUAAUUCUCGUACAUGUAUGAUUGCAACGAUUUCUCCAAGUGGUGGCAACAGUGAACAUACCUUGAACACUUUACGUUAUGCUGAUAGAGUCAAGGAAUUGAAAGGUGAAAGAGAGAGACGAGCUACCAUGGAACGUAGUGGAAGUAGUGGAUCCAAUGGUGCGACUGAUAUGGACCGAUCUUUGAACUAUGAUGAUGAUGACGAUGAAGACGAAAACUACACACAUGAUGAUUACUUUGGAGAUGGAGAUAGUCAAGAAGACUCUGAUAUACUCGACGAAGAUACCUAUAAUGUGGGUGAAGAAAAUAUCUUUGAUGUGGACUUCCCUCAUGAACAAGACGAAUUGAUACGAUCCAAUGCUUUUGCAACAGCGACUCAGAAGCCUAUACCUCAAUAUACACUACCGGCACCAACGAUGCCACCUUCUUACACCAUGCGUCGAGAUUCUUCUUCUUCUGUCUCAAGAUAUAAUAAACAAGAUGAAGCAAAUGAAACUCCUUCACCCACUGGUACAAAGCCUGAACGUUGGUCCCAACCAUCCAUUUUACCACCAAAACCAUACAGCAGCACAAAUCCCAAAUUCAUGAGUCGAUCCUCUUCUGGUAUGGUAUUGGGAGAUGGUGGAUCAUCAACUACAAGUACUAUACAAAGAUCACCCUCAUUGACUAUGGACCCUUAUGAUACCGCACCACCAUCACCUCAACAACAACAACAACAACAACAACAACGGCGUAUGCCAGUAUCACCUACUAGUAUUACCACACCAACAAGCAGUACACGGUUCUCAUUUUCAUCAUCAAGUAGUGCAGCUCAACCAACAUCUACCGGCGGCAAUGGAACAGCUGCUUUACAAUUAGAUUAUAAGGAUAUGGAAGACUUUGUCAAGCUACAUCGGGCAGAAAUACGUUCAGUAACAGAAUAUACCAAGCGGGAAAGCAAGCUAGUGGCAACCAUGUCUUUACAACUCUCUUCCAAUCAGGAUACAAGUGAUGAUGACAAUAAGGACAAUCAACAUGAUGAUGAGACUGGUGGCAAUGGAAAAAAGCUUCGUGAUUUGACAGGACAAUCGAAUCAACAAUUCCGUUCGUAUCUCUACUCUUUGGAUGAACUUUUGGAAGAAAAAAUGGCAUCCAUUGCUGCUCUGCGGGAUAGAAUCAAUGAUACCAUGACAAUGAUGGAUGCAUGAAGGUCAUUUUCUUUUUUUUAUUUUGUUUUUAUUUAUCCUCUCUUUUUUUUUUUU
Messenger RNA from Halteromyces radiatus, 3168 nucleotides. RefSeq names its product P-loop containing nucleoside triphosphate hydrolase protein. The transcript is spliced from 10 exons. The record is from RefSeq and is a predicted model, not a curated record. Gene Ontology annotation, molecular function: ATP binding; microtubule binding; microtubule motor activity. Lineage: Eukaryota; Fungi; Mucoromycota; Mucoromycetes; Mucorales; Cunninghamellaceae. Gene Ontology annotation, biological process: microtubule-based movement. The coding region runs from base 64 to 3114 and encodes 1016 amino acids.